Molecule: messenger RNA, 1559 nt
Organism: Onychostoma macrolepis
Lineage: Eukaryota; Metazoa; Chordata; Actinopteri; Cypriniformes; Cyprinidae
Gene: tmbim6
Product: testis enhanced gene transcript (BAX inhibitor 1)
Exons: 10
Coding region: 153-899 (248 amino acids)
Biological process (GO): negative regulation of apoptotic signaling pathway; negative regulation of endoribonuclease activity; negative regulation of RNA splicing
Cellular component (GO): mitochondrial membrane
Molecular function (GO): enzyme binding
Source: RefSeq, a predicted model, not a curated record
GAAGAAGAAGAAGAAGAGGAGGAGCAGCGUGCGUGCGUGCGUGCGUGCGUGUGACGCCAUUACGUUGUUUGUCAAUCGUUGUACGUGUCGUUGAUUCCGAAUCCAGGCCUUCACAAAUACAACAGACGGGAAGAGACGUACUUUCACAUCUUAUGGUGGUUUCCUGUGAUCACUUAAGCAGCAGAAAAAUGAACGUGUUUGAUCGCAACAUAAACUUUGACGCUCUCUUAAAGUUCUCUCAAAUCUCUCGCUCGACUCAGCAGCACCUGAAGAAUGUCUAUGCCAGUCUGGCUGUGUGUUUGCUGGUGGCAGCCGCCGGCUCCUACAUCUACAUCAUCACAGGUCUUUUUCAGGGUGGGCUGACCAUGCUUGGAUCACUGGCUAUGAUGGGUUGGCUUGCCAUGACCCCUCACAGCCCUCAGACAGAGAAGAAGAGAUUGGCCAUCCUCGCUGCUUUUGCUUUCUUCACAGGUCUUGGACUCGGCCCGCUCAUGGACUACGUCAUUAGUGUCAACCCAAGCAUCAUCCUGACUGCUUUCCUGGGCACCUCUGUCAUCUUUGCCUGCUUCACAUUGAGUGCCCUCUAUGCACAGCGCAGAAGUUAUCUCUUCUUGGGAGGCACUCUGAUGUCAGGGCUGACUGUUCUUCUGCUUGUAUCUGUCCUCAAUAUGUUCUUCGCCUCAGCAAUAGUCUUUAAGGCUCAUGUGUAUCUGGGUCUGGCCAUCAUGUGUGGCUUUGUGCUGUUUGACACACAGCUAAUUAUUGAGAAGGCAGAAAUGGGAGACAAAGAUUACAUCUGGCAUUGUGUUGACCUCUUCCUGGACUUUGUGACCAUCUUCAGAAAGCUUGUUAUCAUCCUCUCUAUGAAUGAGAAGGAAAAGAAGAAGGAGAAGAAGUAAUUUUCAUAAGAGUGAAAACAUCUGUGAGCUGAAUACUUGUCAGCAGCUUCAUUAUGAAUCUGAUUACAUAGUUUGAUUAUAUUUUAUGUGAUUUGAUAUAGUGUCUUAAUUUUAUUUUUGAAAAUUGUUACUGGGCUUUGGAUAUGUUGUCAGGCUGAUGACCUAAUGUUGUUUGAUUAAAUUUUGAAAUCUUAUUUAAAAGCUUAGGUUGAACUUUAAUUUCUUUGACUUACUGCAACUCUCUGAGGCAGAAAUUAGAGGUCUGUAGAAAAGGAAUCUCAUGGGGUCUCUUAAAAAACCUGAUUUAAUAUUGUACAUACAAUAGAAACUUUUGCGUGUAAUGGAGUUGUUACUGCUAGGUGAUAGAAGACUUUCUUACCUAUACUCUCAAAAAUAUCAAAUUGUGUAUCAUAAAUACCUUCUAAUCAUAACAUGGUUGUUUCACUAAACUGCUUUUUUGUGUUUAUUGCGUUAAUUCAUUUACAUUUUUUUCUUUGUUGCCAAUGCCACAUUAAAUUGUUUUUGUAGCUGCUAGUGCCAAUUUUGUUAAUUUAGUCAAGUCUAACAUUAAUGCAUUUAUCAGUGAGAUCACAGAUGAGAUUUUUAUUUUAUUCAUGAAUAUUGUGCAUCUUAUGUCAAUAAAUGGUGCCACAGAUUGCA